Molecule: messenger RNA, 1167 nt
Organism: Closterium sp. Naga37s-1
Lineage: Eukaryota; Viridiplantae; Streptophyta; Zygnematophyceae; Desmidiales; Closteriaceae
Source: the annotation of a GenBank genome assembly
AUGUCCGCUAACUGCUCCCGCCUCGCGCGGCUACUCUCCCGCUCCGCAUUCGCGAUUCCUCGAAGCGCGCCCUACAGUAGCCAUGGCUCGGUCAGCCAUAUUAACGCGUCUCGGUCCCUGUCGACUAUUUUCAACCACUCCAAAUGUACCACUCGGGCAGCACCCCAUUUCGCGGAAUCUUCGCGCCUGCGAGCGUGGAACCCCCUGGUGGGGCGUGUCCUCGGGCCGCUAAGCGCGCGGAGCCUCGCCUCCGCGAAUCCGCGCAGGGGGUCGUCGGGCGUGGCGGUAGCGCGCGCCAGCUCCGCUGAAGAGAAUGCAGCGCGGGAGCAAGCGGAGAAUGAGGCGGGGGUUGCGGAGAAGAGGGUGCGGCUCGGGUUUAUAGGGGCGGGGCAGAUGGCGGAGGCGCUGGCGCGGGGGCUGAGCGCGGCAGGCGUGGUGGACAUUGCUGACAUGGCAGCUGCUGACGUCAACAGUGACAGGCUGGCGGUGUUUCAAGGCAUAGGCAUCGACACCAAGGAGAACGCCAGGGAGGUGGCGGCCAGCAGUGACGUCAUCUUCAUUGCAGUCAAGCCGUUCGCCGUGCAGCCGGUACUCGCUGACCUGGCGGCCUUGGGCGCGCUGACGGAGCGCCACCUCAUCGUGUCGAUCGCUGCGGGCGUGCCACUUGGCAAGAUGCAGCAGUGGGCGGGGGAGGGCGUGCGGAUAGUGCGAGUCAUGCCCAACACGCCCUGCCUUGUCGGUGCCACUGCUGCUGCUAUGAGUCUGGGAGAGAGCGCAACAGAGGAAGAUGGGGCGUUGGUGAGGGCCAUGUUUGGUGCCGUGGGGGAGGUGUAUGAGGUGGAGGAGCGCCUGCUCGAUGCCGUUACUGGGCUCAGUGGCAGCGGGCCAGCAUACGUGUUUGUGGCGAUAGAGGCUCUGGCAGAUGGUGGGACAGCUGCAGGCCUUCCUCGGAAGGUGGCUCUCUCACUCGCUGCUCAGACGGUGUAUGGAGCGGCCAAGAUGGUGAUCGACACACAGAAGCACCCAGCCCAACUUAAAGACUCCGUCGCAUCGCCAGCAGGCACCACCAUUGCCGGCCUGCAUGAGCUUGAGAGGGGCGGGUUCCGAUCGCUGCUUAUGAAUGCCGUGGUUGCAGCUGCCAACCGCAGCAAGGAGCUGUCCAAUUGA